This is a messenger RNA of Diceros bicornis minor, 4811 nucleotides long. It is a transcript of the gene FASTKD2, whose product is annotated as FAST kinase domains 2. The coding region runs from base 437 to 2509 and encodes 690 amino acids. The transcript has 12 exons. Gene Ontology annotation, biological process: regulation of mitochondrial mRNA stability; mitochondrial RNA processing. Gene Ontology annotation, molecular function: RNA binding. Gene Ontology annotation, cellular component: mitochondrial matrix; ribonucleoprotein granule. Lineage: Eukaryota; Metazoa; Chordata; Mammalia; Perissodactyla; Rhinocerotidae. The record is from RefSeq and is a predicted model, not a curated record.
AGUUUGCUGCCGCCACUCCUGAGCCGGUCUCCUUGUCCAAGUCCCUGUUCUUCAUCGUCCGGGUUCAGCCGGUGCGAAAUCCUCGUGUUAGACAGUCUCCAUCGACGUUAAACCCUUAAUUUUCCUUGAACACUUCUCAAAGGUGAUGCUAGAAUCCGUUUCUGCGGAGGAGCUCUGUGGGAACACUUUUCAACCAAAAAUCCCCUUCUUUUUUUUUCCUUUUUAAGCUCCUUUAUACAACGGCAACUUGCGGCGUAACCUGCUCCUUUGAGGCCGUGUGCACGUUGUGGCAGGAGUGGAGGACGCCCUCGCUGGUGCAGUAGUUUUACCGUUUUCAGGAAGACGACGGCAUGUGUUCUCUUUCACUCGUAGAAGCCACGUUUGUGUCAUAUUGACAACUUGAAAGCCGUUUGGCGGUGUUUCAGUGGAUAGCAAAAUGAGUAACAGAACAGGUUCAUUUAUGUGGAACCUCAGGCAAUUCAGUACUUUAGUUCCAACCAGCAGAACUGUGAGGCUGUGUCCUUUGGGAUUUUGCAGACCAAAAAUUGCUUAUUCAAACUGGAACCCAAGAAACCUUCUCUUAAAUAAUUUUGAUAAUAGACUGCAAGCGUCUGUUAGAUGUCUCUUUCAGAAUGCCUUAAUUUUUAAAUCAGGAGAUGACUUUCAAACAAAGGGCGUAAGGACUGUGACAGUGCUUACCCUUGACAGAGUGCUUUGUCCUAGAAGACUGUCCUUUGACUCUAAACACUCCCUUGACUCUGAUAAUGAAUUGAAGAAGACAAACUUUCAUCAUGAGGCCUCCAGUGAAGAUGUUCUCAUCAAGGAAACAAAACCAACCCCUGUCAACUCUAGAAAACUGUCUCAGGAGUGUAAUUCUCUGAGUGAUGUGUUGGAUACAUUUUCCAAAGCACCUACAUUUCCUAGUAGUAACUAUUUCUCAGCAAUGUGGACAAUUGCCAAAAGGAUGUCCAAUGACCAGAGGUACUUUGAAAAACAACUGAUGUUUAACCACCCAGCGUUUAACCAGCUGUGUGAACAAGUGAUGAGAGAAGCCAAGAUCAUGCACUGUGACCACCUGCUGUUCAGUCUUCAUGCUGUGGUGAAGCUUGGAAUUCCUCAGAACACUCUGUUGGUACAGACUUUGCUGAGAGUGGUGCAGGAGCGUAUCAAUGAGUGUGAUGAGAAAUGUCUUUCAGUUUUGUCAACUGUUCUACAAACCAUGGAGCCAUGCAAGAAUGUGGACGCUCUCCAUGCGGGAUUGCGGAUACUAGUUGAUCAGCAAGUUUGGAAAAUAGAACGUGUCUUUACAUUACAAGCUGUGAUGAAAUGUGUUGGAAAAGAUGCGCCAGUUACUCUUAAAAGGAAGCUGGAGAUGAAAGCCUUGAGGGAAUUAGACAGAUUUUCUUUUUUAAAUAGCCAGCGCAUGUUUGAGGUGCUGGCCACCAUGAAUCACCGUUCUGUGGUACUUCUGAAUGAAUGCAGCAGGAUGGUCUUAGGUAAUAUCCAUGGGUGUCCUCUUAAAGUAUUGAUCAACAUAUUGCAGUCUUGCAGAGACCUCCGGUACCGUAAUUUAGAUCUUUUCAAGGGAAUAGCAGAUUAUGUGGCUACAACAUUUGACAUCUGGAAGUUGAAACAAGUUCUCCUCCUCCUCAUUUUAUUUGAAAACCUUGGCUUCCGACAUCCUGGCUUGAUGGACUUGUUCAUGAAAAAAGUAGUAGAUGAGCCUGGCUUCCUGAACGUGAAAAACGUUGUCUCCAUUCUACAUGUGUAUUCUUCUCUCAACCACUUCUGCAAACGUCAGAACCAAGAGUUCCUAGAAGUUAUGGCUAGUGCUCUGACUGCUUGUCUUCACCACCUCUCUUCUGAAAACCUGUUGAAUGCCGUGUGUUCGUUUUGCAUGAUGAACCAUUUUCCCCUGGCCCCUGUUAAUCAGCUCCUCCAAAAGGACGUCAUCGGCGAGCUGCUGGCAUCAGGUGACAUGGAGAGGAAUGUUCACAAGCUUCAUAUUUUGGCUGCUUGCCUGAAACUCGAUGAUGCGCCUUACCACAAGGCUGUGGAUGUGGGGUUGCCACCGCUGCCACCUGCACUGUUGUGUCCAGAUGCCAAGGUCGCAGAGGUGCUGAGUAGCCUUGUGGGAGACGAAUACUUCUCAAAAAAUGUGCAGUUGCCACAUAAUUAUCAUAUUGAUUUUGAAAUCAGAAUGGAUUCUAACAGGACGCAGGUGCUUCCAUUUUCUGGCGCGGAUGCGGUAACUUCUGCUGCAGAUGUUCAAAGAGUAGCUGUGCUGUGUGUUCCUAGAUCUGUUUACUGUUUGGAUUCAACUCACCCCAAGGGAUUCCUGGCUAUGAAGAUGCGGCAUUUGAAAGGAAUGGGUUUUCAUGUGAUCUUGGUCAAUAAUUGGGAGAUGGAAAAACUGGAGAUGAAGGAUGCGGUCACAUUUUUGAAGACUGAAAUCUAUUCAACUGAACCCCUUCCCUCUGCUGAUGUAAAUUUGCAAAGCACACGUUAAAGUAAAACGCAGCCUUUUCGUAUCAGGAGACAUAAAUUUGUAAAAAUAACUUUAAUAAAGACUGCAGUUCAGUUGUCAGUGAAAUUCACCUGACUGCUCACCAUAACAAAAUGUGUUACUUAGUUCACUAUUAAAAAUAAUUUUAAGAAUGGAAGAAAUGUUGUUACUGGCAUAUUUUAGAAUAUGCGUAGAAAAUUCCAGAAGGGUCAUUUUUCCAACCAUACCUGUUCCCUCUAGUGCCCAGGUAUUUGACAGACUCUUGAGCUGUGGGUUUUACUUUUUCUCUUCAGCUUUGAUGCAUUGAACAUUGGUGUCUUGGUUGUGGUGGGCUGCAGUAGGUGGUGUGGGCAGUCAUUGUGUCUGGAAUCUGCGCAUUUCUACCCUUGUUGUGAGCUGUUCGAGGACGCUGGCACUGACCAUGGUUUCCAGCAUUGGCCGCAUAGCAGUUGGACCAGGUUCUCAAACUCUAGACUGAGGAAGAAUUAAUGAGGUAGCAUGUUAAAAAUGGGCGAGGAUCGGGCAUCUGCGUUUGUAACAGGCGUUCUGUGUGGAGGUGGUUCAUGGGCAUACUAGGAGGAACAUGGAUGAGAUGAUACGGAGAGGGCCAGGAGUCCAGAUUUAUUGAAACUGGUAGGCUGGGGGCUGCUAACACCAUAACUUGUGCCUUGUUGAGGCACAUUCCUUUCUCUGUCUUUCUUCCCUUUCUCCUCUCACCAUUUCAUGAAGUCUUUUAAAUUAAAUACAUAGCUGACCUGUGCUGUGAGUCAGACCUGAGGGCUGGUUUUCAGUUAUGUUUGUUUGUUCUUUUGUUGAAACAUUUGUUCAAGUUUGCUGUGCACCCACCUACCUAGUAUUUGACCCGCUGGGGAUACAACGAGUUUCAGUUGUGAAACCUGAGUGCCAUCCAUGUAAGUUGGUGUUGUUUACCCUCAUGCAGGAGGCUGAACGUUCAUGUUCCCCCAGAAUUCAUACUUGAAACCUAACCCCCAGUGUGAUAGGAUUUGGAGGCAGAGCUUUGGGAGAUGAUUAGGUCCUGAGGGUGGAGCCCUCAUGAAUGGUAUUAAUGCUCUUAAUAAAGGGACCCCAGAGAGCUCCCUCGUCACCUCUGCCAUGUGUGGACAUGCUGAGAAGAUGACCAUCUAUGAACCAGGAAGUGGGCCCUCACCAGACACCAAGUCUGCCAGAGCCUUGAUCUUGGACUUCCAGUCUCCAGGACUGUGAGAAAUCAAUUUCCUUUGUUUACACUUCACCCCGUCUAUGGUAUUGGCUGAUGCCAGCCCGGAUGGACUAAGACACCGAAUAUACAGACAUGCAAUUACUGGACAUCUUACUCCAUGCCAGGUGCUGCUGAGAAUUCACACGUUCUCUCUCCUUUCCUCGUCUUCACUGAGCUGUAGCUGCUGCUGUGAUUCUCAAUUCCUUGUCUCUAAUGUGAGGAUAAACUAUGUGCCAGGGCUGCACAGAGAGUAGGGCAGGGCUCGAGUCUGAACCUGAGCUGACGUGGGCUUCUGAGAAGAGCAGGUGAGGAGCCCCAGGGUGGCAGUAAAGCACUCCAGCAGUAUGACUACCACGUCGGAGUUUCAUCAGCUGCCCCCGCCUGCGUCUAGAGGAGGUUAGAGCUGAAAGAAGACUGAGCAGUCACUUCAUUCCCCUCCUUCAUUUGUGGAUGAGGAAGUUAAGGCUCGAAGAAUGAGAUUUUCUGGCGUCUCAGCCACAUCACUGAUUUCCACGUGAUUUCAUCCUCUACUCCGGGUGUCUCAGGAAACCAGGAUUCUGGUUCCAGACUGGAGCUCAUCUGGUUUUGUGUACUUGGCCAAGUGGUUUAACCCUUACAAGCUUCGGAGCAAGAAUUGAAAAUAUUCUGUUAUUAAAGAAACUAAGAUUCAUUCUUUACAUGUUAAGUGUGUAUCUGUUUCUUUUAGUGGCUACUUAUCACUCAUAUUCAAAGGGUUGGACAAAUUGAUGAAUACCUGUGACUGCCCUCUGGGGAAGUCGUCUUGGUUUGAUAGAGCAGAUAGAAAGGCGUUCCUCUUUUACUAGUGUUCCUAGUGUUCGUGUUCUUCAUUUCUCUGUGGUCUACAAAGGUCUGUGAGAAGCAAGAUACAGAGUGAAGGAAAACGGUUUAAGUAAUAAAUAUGUCUUCUCAGGAUUAUUAAUAUAAAGAUUUACUCUCCACUCCAGGAGAAUGUGUAAAUAUUUUCCCUUUCUGGUUUUUAUUCAGUUGAAUCACAAGCAAAACCACACAACCCCAGUUUGAUUUCAUGGACCCGUUUCUCACACAUGAGGGAAGUCAAUAGAUAAA